Messenger RNA from Quercus robur (English oak), 1830 nucleotides. RefSeq names its product BTB/POZ domain-containing protein At5g41330. Gene Ontology annotation, molecular function: protein binding. Bases 271 to 1656 code for a protein of 461 amino acids. NCBI's taxonomy places the organism in Eukaryota, Viridiplantae, Streptophyta, Magnoliopsida, Fagales, Fagaceae. The record is from RefSeq and is a predicted model, not a curated record. Gene Ontology annotation, biological process: protein homooligomerization. The transcript has a single exon.
AUUUAUAUUUUCUAUUGUUGACCAAUUUACAAGUUCCUUCUUCACCAAACUCUCUUUUUCACGUACACUCAAAAAAAAAAAAAAUUCUCUUUUUCACCUUAUAGAACCAAACCCUUCUUUCUCCUCUUAAUACUUAAUAAAAUCCCCACAUACUUCUUCAAAAAUCCCAGCAACUAAAGAAUUUCACUUUCUAGUUUCCAUUAUCUUUCUCAGAAAUCCAGGAAUUCCAUUUCCCAAGGGCAGUUUGGAAAUAUUUGUAGAGAAAAAAAGAUGCCACCUUUUGCUGUACCAAACGGGUUUCGGCAAGCCAAAGGCGGCGAUUCAAACAUCGUGACUGUUAACGUGGGUGGCCAAAUCUUCCAAACCACAAAACAAACCCUAACCCUAGCUGGCGCCAAAUCCUUGUUCUCUAGGGUUUCCGAGUCGGACUCGGUGCCUUUCAUCGAUCGCGACCCCGAGUUGUUCUCCAUCAUCCUCUCUCUCCUCAGAACCGGUAAUCUUCCAUCAAAGGCAAAAGCUUUCGAUCUCCAAGACCUAAUCUCCGAAUCCCAAUUCUACGGCGUCGAAACCCUAAUCCUCAAUUCUCUCUCCAACCCUUCACAAUUCGACGUCUUUAACCUCGAGAAAUCGCUGAUUCUGCCCCUCAACGGCCGCGAUUCACCGUCGGCGAUCUCCACCACGCCGUUCGGGUCCGUACACGUGGCGCACGGAAGCAAGAUCACCUCCUUUGAUUGGUCCCUGAGGAGAAAGUCAACGAUUUUAACUCAAUUCCCGGCGGUGGACUCUUUGCUAUCGAUUUCGCCGUCGGUGGCUGCCGCCGGUGCCACCGAUUUCUCGGGGCUCCAGAUUCUCGACCUCGAAAAUGGGUCAGUGAAAGAGAGCUUGAAUUGGGAGAACGUGACGAAGUCUAGCUCCACUGUCCAAGCAAUCGGGUCCUCGCCUGAGUUCUUAUUCGCCAGCUUCGAAUCGGGUCGGCGAAACUCGAAUUCGAUCUUGGUUUAUGAUUUGCAGACAUUUAAUUCGGUGAUGGAGAUUGGUCAUAAUGAAAUUUACGGUGCUCAGAUUGAUUCAGCGAUACCGGCAUCCAAAUUGAGUUGGGUUUCGAGUUAUAGCCUGUUAAUGGCAUCUGGGUCUCACAGUGGGAUUCAAGGUGUAUUGGGUAAUGUCAAGUUUUGGGAUAUAAGGUCUGGGAGUGUGGUUUGGGAGCUGAAGGAGAAAGUUGAUUGCUUUUCGGAUGUAACGGUUUCCGAUAACUUGUCAGGGAUUUUCAAGGUUGGUGUGAAUUCCGGCGAGGUUUCCUUUGCGGAUUUGCGGAAAAUGGGUGCCGAGGAUCCAUGGCUUUGUCUUGGGGAUAAGAGGAAAGCGGUGAAUGGGAAGAAGGAAGGUGUUGGGUGCAAGAUUGAGAGUCAUGGGAAUCAAGUGUUUUGUAGUAAGGGAGGGGAUUUGGAGCUGUGGAGUGAGGUACUGAUGGGGUCUUCAAAUAAGAGUAAAGAUGGGUUGGAUGAUAGGGUGUUUAGGAAGAACUUGAUGGGGAGAGUGAAGGAUAUGGGAGGUUCCAAGAUAACAAAUUUGGGUUUUGGAGGGAAUAAGAUGUUUGUGACUAGGAAGGAUCAGCAAUAUGUUGAGGUUUGGCAGAGUUCUGCCAGGGUAUUUUGAUCUCAAAUUUGAUUGUUAAAAAUUGUUUAGAAUCAUUAUUCUUUUUUGUAAAUUAGUUCAUAGUUUGAUUUAUAUGUAAGCGAUUUUGUGCUCUGUUGACUGUAGGGACUAAAAAUUGUUUAUAAAGGGUUAGUUCUUUGAUAUUGAUAUGAGAUAAGCUAUUCAUUGUCUUCA